Messenger RNA from Drosophila erecta, 2570 nucleotides. It is a transcript of the gene Rad51D, whose product is annotated as DNA repair protein RAD51 homolog 4. The record is from RefSeq and is a predicted model, not a curated record. The transcript has 3 exons. Gene Ontology annotation, cellular component: centrosome; Rad51B-Rad51C-Rad51D-XRCC2 complex; replication fork. Gene Ontology annotation, biological process: telomere maintenance; DNA strand invasion; reciprocal meiotic recombination. The coding region runs from base 517 to 1527 and encodes 336 amino acids. Lineage: Eukaryota; Metazoa; Arthropoda; Insecta; Diptera; Drosophilidae. Gene Ontology annotation, molecular function: four-way junction DNA binding; ATP-dependent activity, acting on DNA; single-stranded DNA binding.
CCUUAACGUGUUGACAAAAUUUAUUUAGCAUCUUAGGAUUAUUUUGGAUGACCAAUUUUUUCAGCCAAUAUCGGGAGACCACUGUAUUUCUGUUGUGAUCCCCACACGUGAGUCAGUUGCAAACUGAGCAUUUCCUCUUAGAAUUCUUUUUAUUGGCACAACGUGCCGUAUCUGAAUUAAGAGCUGUGUUGGAGCUGCAAAACAAAAGAUAAACACUCAUUAAUAUGCAUGUUGUGAAUCGAGUGCAAACUUAGAUUAGUUAAUCAAUGAUCGACUCUUGCAUUAGAGUCGCACAUUGAGCCGCAAUUUCAUUUCAUUUAUGUAGUUCUGUGUUUGACAACUACAAGUGAAAUUAUAAGAUUCAAAAUAUGUAAUUACAUUUAUUUUACUGAUGGGCGGAAUUUGAAAUUAGCCGCACUGUUAUCGAUAAUUGGUAAAUUGGGCAAAAUAUCGUCGACGAUAGUUUAAUUUCGAUAUAUUGUUGAAAAUAAUAUAAAUAAAAUAAAGGCGCCCAAAAUGGACCUCAAGCUUAUGAUUUUGCAAACAUGCACGGGGAAAUUGCUAUCCGAAUACCAAUUAAAUUUACUCAGUAAAAACAACAUAGGGUCCCUGAUCGACUUUUAUGAUGCGGAUGAGAAGAAACUCCACGAGCUAUGGGCCAUUAAUAUACAAUCUGUUCGAGAAUUGAAGAAGGAAUUAUCUCUGUUGCCAAAAGGCUCCGAUGGUGAGGUUAGUCCGGACUUGAAUUACGGGACGGGAAUCGAAGAGUUAGACAAACUGUUGGACUCCGUGGAGCAGCCCUUCAAGCCAGGCAGGAUCUGGGAGCUCUGUGGUCAACCAGGUGUGGGCAAGACCCAGCUGUUGUACACGUUGGCCUUUAAUUUCGUUUGGAAGCAUACCCAACCAGUAUUAUUCAUAGACACCAAGCGGGAAUUCUCCUGUAAGAGGAUACAGGACAUGCUCCGGGCCAGGGAAGGGGAUGUAGAAGCCCGUGAAGCGGUCAUGAGAGGAAUCCAGGUCGUGCAGGCUGCUUCUGGUGCUGAUAUAAAUGAACUGCUAAAAUCCUAUGAUCAGCAAUUGACCGCCGAAGAACCGGCUUCCAUGCAAACGAAGUUGGUGCUUAUUGAUUCUCUUGCCGCUUGCUUUGCUUACCACCGCGGCAGAAGGAUGCGGGACGUCAAAAAGUCAGUGCUGACAGAAUUGGCUUGCAGGAUCCGGAGGCUCGCUCUCAGGGGCGUGGCUUUUAUCAUCGGGAAUGUGUCAUUCUUUGGAAACGAUAAAGAUACUUGUGGUGAUGACGGCGAGAAAGAUGGCGACGAUGAGGAAAUGACGCGACAGCAGUUGGAACCCAUGCUGGGUACCUAUUGGAGCUCGGUUGCCACGCUCAGAUUGUCGGUGGAGCUUCCAGAGGAAGAGGACUUCACCCUUCAGGACGAUGGCCUACGUUUCAUGUACGUCAUCUCGAACACCUAUGGUCCUGAUGGUAAGCACUGCCUGCUGCGCAUCACGGAUGCAGGUGUGGUUUAACGCCGGGAAAAUGGGUUCUGCGGAUUGUGUUGUUUGUAGGACUUUAGAACCCGUUUGCCCGGCUCCAGAGCAUCGCCCAGACCCGGACGCUUACGCUUGUUGGAAUUACCCGGAGUAGCCUCUACGACCACAGGCACUGAAUGAUCCGGUAAUGCAACCUUCUCCGCCGCUUCAUCCACCGACAAGUCAGAAUCGUGGGCAUACUGACAACUGGUGCCAAAGCGGCAGCGUCCUCGUCUAAAGUUCCAGCAAAUCUUACGGCCGUUCUUCAACUUUUGGUGCGCGUCGUUUUCUACCAUCUUCACGUGCCGCUCCAGUGACGCGGUUUUGUGCAGCUCGGCCUCCAGAAAGGGAUUGCUGAACACAUCCCCCUUUCCAGCUCCUUGGGCAAGAGCUUGGCUCGCACUGGGCAACUUGGGAGCAGGAGUCUUCUCUUUUUCGGCUGGUGGCACACUGAAAAUGUACAAGGAUCUGAAUCCCAUAUCAUACUUCAGGUACAAAACAAUGCCACCUUUUGGUUUCCCCGUCUUCGGAAGAUUGACUACAGCUGUCUUCAUCGGACUCGGAGGAGUUGCUAUAAUCUGCCACAAGCGACAUUAUUUUUGUUUUGUUUAUAACUCUAGCCAAAGCAAUGUGCUGGGAAAAAUAAUCUAACGCGUUUUUCUUCGCCACAUAAAAAUACCGAAAAUAUACCUUUUAAUACUCACCCUGCACUUAACAAAAAAAAGAGUAUUUAGCGUAAAUUAUUUUAAGCCCCUUUAAAAAAUUAAAACCAGUUACUGGUUGACUCCUAAUGGUGGCAAGAAAUUGCUCUAUUUUUAUUAUUUUCUGAGGUUGAUUGAGGCUCCGAUUUUUAACCAGUAAGAUUGAAUUAACGUAUGUAAAUAGUCACUUUUGGGGUUUUCAUUUGUAAUGAAUCGGCUUUAUUCCAUAAUAUGUAUAAUCACUUUAUGCAUGCUCUAGUUAGGUUGUUUAUGCGCGGUGUAUAAACUAACAACUAAUUAUUUAUACAGUUGGUUUUUUAUAAAUAUAAAAAAUGAAAC